AUCAGGCCGGCGCGCGCCCCGUACGGCUCCAUGGUUGAACACACGCAGGUCGACUGCUCUCAGUCGGGUGCUAUGCAAACGCUAACGCCACAACCCCAUCGCGAUGCCGACGACGACCAGCUCGCCGACGAAUACGUACAGAAUUUCGAGUUGGACCAUCUCGAAGACCAUCAUCUAGUUAAACGGGAACCUAUACGAAGUGGCUGGCACGAACUCGUGGAGACCCUACCGGCCUGUGCCCGUGCAUGUCGCCAGUGGCCCGACGCCGGUCCUUACCCGCAGCCCCACGUGGCCAUUGCCGUAGAUCCCAGCACACCCCCGGAGACUCCACCAGCGCCAGUGGGCCGGAGUCCGUGUCGUGCGCCGCCCGUUGAUGACGUGCUCUGGUUGCCUCAUAUGCGUGAACCUCUCGACAUGCGUACCGUACCGUGUGGGAGUUUUGAGGAGUGGGACCGUAGGGAGUGGAGAGAUCAGGACCAUCAUUUACAACAAGUCGGCAUGCGGCCGGAGAGUUCGUGUUCAGCGAUGUCUCCGAGGACGGGUCCGCAUCAAUCCUAUCAGCCCUCGUCUUGUGGAGACGAUCUUCUCAGUGACGACUUACUAAUGACUCUGAGCGUACGAGAGCUAAACAAAAGAUUACACGGCUUUCCUAGAGACGACGUUACGCGGCUAAAACAAAAAAGACGAACACUAAAAAACCGAGGCUACGCACAGAACUGUCGGAGCAAACGGUUGCAGCAGCGGCAGGAACUGGAAUUAGCAAAUCGAUCGCUGCAGGAUGAGCUGCACCUGCUGCAGCUGCAAGUGGCUCGUGUGACACACGAAAGAGACGUGCUUAAACAGCGGUUGGCGUUAGUGGGUCGUGAGCACGCAGUUCCCCAGCACGCCGGUCAUGCACCACCCACUCCACACUCGUCACCGGAGUUCUUCUCAGAGCUGUGACGGCAGGGUGCGGCGCCGCGGUCCGCCGCCGCCGCCAGCUCCGCCUGCAACUGGCAGCGCUAUUGAGGGCCUGCGAACACGGACUGCUCGUGCUUUUGUUAAGUUUGAAGAAUUAAUUAUCAUGAGUUCCAGUUUUAUAGUUUUUCUUAUGGUGGAACAAUGUAGCCGUGAAAUCUCUCGUGAUGGCGAUCAACACCGUGUUAAAUGUAUGGUUGUGUCGUAAAAUAUUCAUAGCUUCGUUAAAAUAUAUGUAUUAUUAAAAAUUAUACAUAAGUUAUAAUGACUCAACUGAUUAUUCAAGUAACUGUAAAUAGAUAAAUCUACGAGGAAUAAUAAUAAUAUUUAGGAUUUCUG
Messenger RNA from Danaus plexippus (monarch butterfly), 1296 nucleotides. RefSeq names its product neural retina-specific leucine zipper protein-like. Lineage: Eukaryota; Metazoa; Arthropoda; Insecta; Lepidoptera; Nymphalidae. The record is from RefSeq and is a predicted model, not a curated record. Gene Ontology annotation, molecular function: DNA-binding transcription factor activity, RNA polymerase II-specific; RNA polymerase II cis-regulatory region sequence-specific DNA binding. Gene Ontology annotation, biological process: regulation of transcription by RNA polymerase II. The transcript has a single exon. Bases 31 to 942 code for a protein of 303 amino acids. Gene Ontology annotation, cellular component: nucleus.